Messenger RNA from Diabrotica virgifera virgifera (western corn rootworm), 2074 nucleotides. Its product is annotated as sodium-coupled neutral amino acid transporter 9 homolog. Gene Ontology annotation, biological process: amino acid transmembrane transport. The transcript is spliced from 12 exons. Lineage: Eukaryota; Metazoa; Arthropoda; Insecta; Coleoptera; Chrysomelidae. The record is from RefSeq and is a predicted model, not a curated record. Bases 220 to 1968 code for a protein of 582 amino acids. Gene Ontology annotation, molecular function: amino acid transmembrane transporter activity.
AAAUAAAUAGGAUGAUAUCGGUUACUGCCGGUUUGAGCUGGGUGACGGUCGUAGUCGAGAUAUUAAGUUUCUUAAAACCGAUCAACGUGAAGAGUAGUUAUAGCUACAGCACCUACAGUACAGUAUGUUUCAAAGAAAGUGCAAGCAAACUAAAAUAAUCGCAACUGUGCGUUAAAUUUGUCUUGUAGAUAUUGUGAUAGUGAUUUUUAAAAAUUGUGAAUGUUUUUUUAUUCAUCAGUGACAAUGAGAGAUUUAAUUCGAAAAUACAAACUUAUAAUUCAGGGAAAGCAUCUACCUGACGCUGACUCUGAACUCCUUAUAAGUUCUACUUCUUCUCCAGGUAACACUUACAACAUGGAGGUAGGAAAUCCCAGAUUAUUUCAGCAAGGCUACAGCAGUACAGAGAGUGAAGAUGAUAGUCCUAAAAAGUCUUCAUAUUUGAAUUCUCAACAGUAUAUGCCAAAGAAGGAACAAGUUUUAUCAAGAAGUUAUAAUAAUAGUUUAAUUAUGGAUAAGCAUGAUAAUGCUCUGUACGAUGUUUUGCAGCAUUCUUCUUUAAAUGAAAUUAUUUCAGAAACAACUAAGCUGCUUCCAUCAAAAAGUAAGAUGUCCGAUUCCGUUCAGCAGUCUAAAAAUGUUUCAAAUGAUAUAAAGAAGCAUUACAAUCAUUCUCUAGUCACAAUAUUUGCAAUAUGGAAUACUACAGUUGGCACAUCACUUUUGGCUAUGGCUUGGGGAAUGGAAAAAACUGGUUUAUUUCCUGGUAUUCUUAUCAAUUUGUUUGUGGUGGCGGUAUGCCUGUAUACAGCAUACGUCCUACUUAAAAUUUUUGAAAAGCAUGGAGGUGAUGAAAUUACAGAAGUUCCUGAUCUUUGUAGGUUAUUGAUUGGACGAUGGGCUGAAAUCGUCUCCAAAAUAUUUUCCCUUGUUGUUUUAAUGGGAGGUGAUAUUGUCUACUGGAUUCUUAUGUCAAACUUUUUGUAUAAUUGCGUGGUUUUUGUUUAUGAUAAUAUUACUGAUAUUGGAAGCAAAGAAAUAAUAGAAGAUUCGGUUCUAUGUCCCAAAAAACCAUUCCUUCUUGCCAAUGAAACUAAUUUGGUGCAGACGGCCACAAAUGGUUCACUGUUUUAUCAAAUAUGGCAACUUUAUAGUACAGUUCCUAUAUUUCUGGCAGUGCUGCUCUUCCCUCUACUAAAUUUUAAGAGUCCAACAUUUUUUACAAAAUUUAAUAGUUUAGGAACUUUAAGUGUAGGUUAUUUAUUCGUUUUUGUAGCAGUCAAAUCCUUCCAGUGGGGUAUAAAUAUAACCGAUUGGUCUAUAGAAUUUUCUGUAAAACCAACAUUUUGUGUUCUUAGUGGAAUGUUAGGAAUGAGCUACUUUAUUCACAAUAUUAUAAUUUCCAUCAUGAAGCAAAAUAAACACCAAAACCAUAAUGGCAGAGAUCUUUCAAUUGCUUUUGGUCUGGUAUGUUUCACGUAUCUAUUUCUAGGAGUAGUAUUUUAUACAACUUUUCCUUUGGCAAAAUCUUGUAUAGAAGAUAAUCUCUUAAACAAUUUCUCCAAGAAGGAUGUUAUGGCUUUAAUAGCUCGAAUUCUACUGUUCUUCCAACUAUUUACAGUCUAUCCGUUUGUGACUUAUAUGUUAAGAGCAGACAUAUUGACAGCUAUAAACAUGAUUUUUGGUAAAGAACGAAAUAAAGAAUUCUCGUACAUCAAAACUAUUAUAAUCAACUUCAGUAUUGUAUCCAUAUGCAUUUUAUUUGCAUGUUUCAUGCCUCGAAUUGGCACACUAAUAAGGUAUACUGGUGCUCUAAGUGGCCUAAUCUACAUUUUCGUGAUGCCUAGUUUAUUAAAAAUGGCAUCACUUAAACAAGAGGGAGCCUUGUCUGUUCCAGCAAUAUUUAUACAUGUCAUAAUUAUAAUUCUGGGAAUACUUAAUUUAAUAUCUCAAUUUUUCAUUACGGAUUAAAAAAGCAUGAAAAUUUCGCUAUGGAAAAUACUCGAAUACUGCCGAAAAUGUUUGAAGAAGUACGAAUUUUUUUUAAUGUUACUGAAUUAAGAAAAACACAUAUUAU